Suillus fuscotomentosus is the source of this 1447-nucleotide messenger RNA. RefSeq names its product biotin synthase BioB. Lineage: Eukaryota; Fungi; Basidiomycota; Agaricomycetes; Boletales; Suillaceae. The record is from RefSeq and is a predicted model, not a curated record. The transcript is spliced from 9 exons. Bases 109 to 1233 code for a protein of 374 amino acids. Gene Ontology annotation, molecular function: 2 iron, 2 sulfur cluster binding; biotin synthase activity. Gene Ontology annotation, cellular component: mitochondrion. Gene Ontology annotation, biological process: biotin biosynthetic process.
CCAGAGUCGACCGAUGCGUGUGAUGAUUGAUUGACAAUUAUAGAUCUACUAUAGUACAUCGCCUUCUACCUCUAGUCAGGCCUACCCUCGAAUCGUCUUUGGUUCAUCAUGAACUUCAGUGGUUUUCUUCGGCUAUCUACUCCCAGAUUCAGCAGAUCGCUUGCAACUGUAACCCAUACACCCCGCUUGGCACCACAAAGACAUGACUGGACGCGACAAGAAAUCCAAAAGAUUUAUGACAGUCCUCUGUUAGAUCUUGUCUUCCGCGCAAGUAGCAUCCAUCGUCAGAAUCAUGACCCUAGCAAGAUCCAACUAUGCACACUUAUGAAUAUCAAGACUGGUGGAUGCUCUGAGGACUGCUCGUACUGUUCUCAGUCAUCCAGAUAUUCCACCCCGACGAAGGCUUCACGUUUGCUUGAUAUCGAACCUGUCAUCGAAGCAGCACGAAAGGCCAAAGAGAAUGGAAGCACAAGGUUUUGCAUGGGUGCAGCAUGGAGAGACCUCGCAGGACGCAAGAGAGGGUUUGAAAGAAUUCUUCAAAUGGUCCGAGAGGUCCGGGGUAUGGGGAUGGAAGUCUGCACGACUCUUGGUAUGCUCAGUCCAGAGCAAGCAAAACAGUUGAAAGAGGCCGGCCUCACUGCAUACAAUCAUAAUCUCGAUACGUCGCGUGAAUUUUAUCCGCAGGUCAUCACGACGCGGUCAUACGACGAGCGCCUGGGCACCAUUAGCGCAGUUCGAGAUGCUGGAAUAAGCGUCUGCUCUGGCGGUAUAUUAGGCCUUGGAGAGUCAGAUGCGGAUCGCAUUGGCUUGAUUCAGGAAGUUGCCAAUAUGCCGGAACACCCCGAAUCCUUCCCUGUAAACGCACUCGUACCCAUACCAGGCACUCCACUCGAAGGAAAUGAACGGGUUGCUCAUCAUAUUUUACUGCGGACGAUCGCCACCGCGCGUAUUGUCCUCCCAGGAACAAUCAUUAGACUUGCAGCGGGGAGAAACACGCUUAGUGAAUCUGAGCAAGCCAUGUGUUUCAUGGCCGGUGCUAAUGCGGUGUUUACGGGAGAACAGAUGUUGACCACUCCAUGUUCUCCAUGGGAUGAGGACAAGGCAAUGAUGGGUAGGUGGGGUCUGGAAGGAAUGCGAAGCUUUGAACAAGCAAGCGUCGCAAGAAAGGAAGGCGCUGCGCUAGGACCGCAAACUACGAGAACAGUCUCGGAGUCGCAAGCAAAGUCAUCCUAGAAUCCCCGGCAAAUUCGCCACUCAUUACGAAAUACAAGCAAGGAACAUCAUUUCGCUACCUAGACUGGCAGUUUGUGUAUGUAUGUGGAUAUAUAUAUUUUUGCGACCACGGUGUACGCCUGCGGACUCACCGGCGAUAAUCCCCAAGUGCAACCGUUCGCGCGGAUAUUACUCAGGGACAACUUUCAGCUGGAAAUGCUAUUAUAACGUAGCC